Sardina pilchardus (European sardine) is the source of this 4780-nucleotide messenger RNA. RefSeq names its product zinc fingers and homeoboxes protein 2. Gene Ontology annotation, cellular component: nucleus. Lineage: Eukaryota; Metazoa; Chordata; Actinopteri; Clupeiformes; Clupeidae. The transcript is spliced from 4 exons. Gene Ontology annotation, biological process: regulation of transcription by RNA polymerase II. The record is from RefSeq and is a predicted model, not a curated record. Bases 1126 to 3996 code for a protein of 956 amino acids. Gene Ontology annotation, molecular function: DNA binding; DNA-binding transcription factor activity, RNA polymerase II-specific.
GCACCCCGCUUUCUAACUAGUUUCAAUGGCAAUUUAGGGGUAAAAUGGAGUCUGAUAUCGGAGUGCGAUUGCCAAUGUUAGAUUUAUGUUGUCCUCAACGUUAGCUAUUUCGGAAGGGGUUUGGUGGCACCUUUUAAGUGUUAGGAAUGGCUGUAGUUAAUGAUCAGUUUUAACUAAAUCUCAUUAAUAUAUUAAAUCACGCUGGAGAUUAAUUAGGUCAUUAUGCCUCAGCCUUAAACUGCUCUUCACUUAGCGUUAGCCAUAUGUGCAUUUGGACUAAGCGGACUUUAUAUGAUGGAGUGGUGAAGAGAAAUAACGUUACUCCAUAAUCGUUUUGAUCGUAACAUGUAACUACAGCCGGGUUCGAUGACCUUUCUGUUUUCUAAAAAAUCAUAUUAGCUCUUUUUAUGCAUACAUUCCCUGUCUGGGAGGUACUUAAAUUCCUUUAGUUCAGCCACUUGCAGUUUGCUUGAAUUUAUUUCGGAUUCAGUUUAUUUUCCACUAAACUACGUAAGUCCUAUCAACAGUAUGUCUGUACCUUCACUGACUGACAAACAACCUAAUGUACUUCACAUGGUUUUUAUACCGGGCUGUUAUCCCGCCAAAUGUCUGUCCUGGGAGCGAUAGGAUCUGUCAGUUUAUUUUACUGAACCAGACGCUGAGCUGUACGUAACAUCUAAACAUUAAUUCAGUUGUUUGUUUGUAAAGGAAGGCGUCUUCUUCAGUCAACAAACCAUCAGAUGAUCUUAAUCAGCUCCGUGUGGUGAAAUUCCAGAGGAGGCUACCCAGAGUGCUGGUGGAGCAGACAGUUGAGGGAGGGCGCGGGCCGAGCGGGAGAGUGGAGCCGGAACCGCAGCGAGACAGGAGGCCUUCCCCCAGGGAAGCCCCUCCCCUCCGCGGAAGUGCAGUCAUCGCUGUCUGUAAUGAAGUCUCAUGAAGUCCCCUGUUGCAGCUGACGUUCCCGGUCAGCAGGAGAUUCCGGUGCCGACUGAGGACAACAGAGGAGUGCGAGUCCUGCUCACAAAACAGGACUUCACUUCCCAGAUCCCACCUGGAUACGCUCCACGCUCCUUCCCUCCUGUCAGGCUGUGUCCUGAUCAGCCCCAGCUCUAAACUCCUGCAGCGAUGUCCAGCCGAAGGAAGUCUUCCACACCCUGCAUGAUCCGUGUGAGCGACACCAUUGAGGAGGACGUUGCGACGGAAAUCGAGGAGGCCCCCACGGAUGACGUGGUGGAGUGCACGUCUUCCCGACUGGAGGACUGGAGGCGGCCACCAAGCACCCCUUUGGAGGAACAGCGCAUCCAGCCCCAGGAGAAGGAGACCGUGGAGGAGGAAGAGGAGGAGGAGGAAGAGGAGGAGCUGCUGAGGGAACCAGCACAGAGGCCCCAGCAGAAGCAGCACGGAGGCUACGAGUGCAAGUAUUGUCCUUUCUCGACCCAGAACCUGAGUGACUUCAAGGAGCAUGUGGACACGACCCACCCCAAUGUGAUUCUCAACCCGCUGUACUUAUGUGCCGUAUGCAACUUCAGCACGAAGAAAUUCGACUCCCUCACGGAGCACAACGAGACGUACCACCCUGGCCAGAGCAACUUUAAGUUUAAGAGAAUUAAACUCAACAACCAGACCGUUCUUGAACAGACAAUCGAAGGUGUACACAAUUCAGUUGACCUUGACAAUGAGGACACAGAAACUGUGAGUGGUGUUCCAGAUUUCACUCUGAGCAAAUCAACCACAGUGAAAGCUGCUAAGCCAAAAGCCGAGGAGAAGCACAUUUUUGGCCAAGGCAACGAAUUGCAGAAGCAUUUAGAAAACCUAAUGUCGAAGGAUCAGAUCACUGCUGUAAACGUGAACGGCACUGUAUUAAUUCCUGACCCGACAAUACUGCAAGGACUCUCACACGUUAUGCCUUUACUUCAGAGGCCCCCCAACUUAAACUCUGUACCAAAAAUCGCUGUUCCGCUGAACACCACCAAAUACAAUCCCUUGCUGGACAAUAAUGCCAUCCUCAUUACGUCUUUCAACAAGUUCCCCUAUCCUACCCAUGCCGAGCUCUCCUGGUUAACUGCUGCCUCCAAGCACCCAGAGGAGCAAAUCAAGGUGUGGUUCACCACCCAGAGAUUAAAACAAGGAAUCACAUGGUCACCAGAGGAAGUGGAGGAGGCCCGUAAGAAGAUGUUCAACGGCUCCAUCCCACCUGUGCAUCACACCUUCACGGUUCUGCCCGACUCUUUCAGAGAGCAGGCGACAAGCAUCCAGUCCCUUGCACAGGCGGUUUCUGGCGGCGCCCUCAGACACGCGGGACAGCUGCUGACAACCACCGCAAAUCGAACGUCCCUCACAUCAGCUUCUGUUACUGUGACAACGGUGAGUCAUGUGCCGUCUCUCAAAAGGCCUUUGGCUGCUCCUUGCUUGCCCGCAGAAGUAAAGCGGGCUAUGUUACCCCCUGCGGAUGACCCCAAAGAGAAAUUACCCAUGGCGCCCCCGCCGCCUCCCCCGAAAGAAAGGCUGCCGAUGGCACCACCCCCAGUGCCUCCAGAGAUCAAGAGACCUCUGUCUUCUCCGUUUUUUGUUCAUGAAAUUAAGAGGUCCAUUGCUGCCCCCAUCGUGUCCCUGAAAGGAAAACCUCCCGUGGCUCUUCCUCUUGUGGUCCCUAAAGAGCGGCUGCCCAUGCCCCCACCACUGAUGCUGCCCAAAGAAAGACUCACCAUGUCACCUGCAUUUUCCGCCGAGAUAAAACGGUCUAUAGUCGCACCCCAGAUUAAAAAUCACACGCCUUCCCUUCCGGUCAUCCCCAAAGAUAAAUUCUUACCUUCUACUUUUUUGCCUUCUGAUGUGAAGUUACUACCUAUGGCACCUCCACUGGCAGUGCCUCAAAUGAAAAGACCAACAAUCAUUCAGACUGUGCGAGGUCCCAGUAAGACACUACCGCUGGCCCCUACAUUUUCACUGGAGAGCAGGCUUCUAAAAGAACAGCCUGCGGAGCCGAAAGGGGAAAGCAGACAUUCAGACAUUAAGGAAGCUAACGGCGUCUCUCGGGGCGAGGUGAAGAGUUGGCUCCGUGACCACCAGGGCUGUCUCAAUGGCUCUCUGCACAUGAAGAAUGACUUGGUGCCGAAGGAGAGGCCAAAGCCCGUCCCUACUCAGUUUCCACUUCUGGAGAGGGUGAAGGGGAAGACCACUGAGCAGCUCAAGAUCAUGGAGGAGAGCUUUCAAAGAAACAGCUUCCCCUCUCACGGUGAAGUGGACAGCCUGGCCACUGUCACCAGGCUCUCCAGGGAGGAGAUUGACAGCUGGUUUCUCGAACGCAGAGCCUUGCGAGACAACCUCGAACAGGCCCUGCUCAACUCCAUGGGAGCAAAGAGGCUGGAUACUUUGGAGAAGAGGCAGCAGCAACAACAAAAACAGCAUGCAGCCCUUAAUGGAACACACAAGCCAGGAGGGCCCCCCAUGAGCCCACUCCGUCCAAUAAUUGCACCCCUCAGCUCCCCCUUGCACCUGGAUGGCAAAUCUCUUGGACUUCUAAAAGAUGUGUUUGUCCAAACCCAGUGGCCAUCACCUGAGGAGUACAACAUGCUGGAAAGCCAGAUUGGCCUGGCUCGUACAGAUAUCGUCCGCUGGUUCAAAGACAGUCGGUCUGAGCUUCGCAAUGGAACUCUGGACUGGCCGGAGUUGAGCCAUAAGUCGCACAGCGGCGGACCGAAUGGCCAGGGGUUGCCUUUGACUGCAGAUCGCGGUGGGAGCAAGGUCAUUCAGCGUUGUCAAGAAGUAAAGAUAACUGGGCUGGAUAACUCUCCAGGGCUGAGGGAUUGUGCCAAAUUCAACAGCCAAGAGAUCAAGGAAUGGUUUGCCAACACACUGGGCCAGAGCGUGCCAGACCUAGGUAGAAACGGCGGUCAAAAUGGCGGCGGGAGAGGGGACUGUGGAAGCUGGGUGCAGGAUCCCAUGAGAAGAAAUGCUGGAGGAGUGACUCAAGAGCUGGUCUCAGACACUGAUUAGGUGGCGAAGGAAUCCCCAGAAGAGAAGAGACUUUAAAGAGGUGACGAUUGUUGCCGCUGUCAUUUGCACAGAAGAGGGAGGAAGGAGAGAAAGGAAGGAGAGGAAGAGAGAGGUUGAAUAUUAAAUAUUGUAUUUUUGGAACCAAUGAUUUCACUCUUGCACUCUCACCAUCUUAGCCUGCGCGUAAUGUUUCCAGGAUGCUGUAGGAACGUUGCAAGUAUUGUUGGGCGUUGUGUUUUUUUUUUGUUUUUUUUUAAGAAAAAAAAAGUAAAAUAAACAAAACACUGAUUUGGGAUGAAAGCGGAGCUACAGAAAAUGCACUGUUAAGUGCUUCUGAAGUACUGACAAGGUAGUGAUUCGUUGAGUGCCAAAGUUGGAUCUGCUGCAUUAUUACUUUUAAAAAAAGGGUUCUUGUACAUAUAUUUUUCUGUAUUGCUACAGAUUUGUAAAGUUUUGGGGGAAUUUUGUUACAUUUUAUAAUGGGAGGAACUGUCCCCCACCCCCCUUCCCCACUCUUUUUUGUGCUCCGGCUGGUCUGUACAGUGGCAUGUCCUACAUUUUUGUAAUGAGACUCCGCGAACCACGACAGAACCAUUGGCAAUACUUCAGUCAGUUCCACCAUUCUCAACUUCCGUUGCAGUUUUUUUUUCCCCUUUCGUCAGAUGGACUUCCUUUGAACCGAAUCGCGUUUAUAACUGGACUGAGGUGCUGUUGCACUCUCUGGACACUUCACCGUUGCUCUUGAUGUGAUCACGCUUCUGUGACCAACUGACAUUUGUGGAUU